AUGACAAGCACCAAGCAACGCGGGCGCCCCGCCGGCUCCACGAACAAGAACCGCAAAUCCAUCGGCUCCUCAGCCGCAACACCGCGCGGCAAGGGCGCAAAGACGCAGAAGCGUCUGUCGGGAGUAGAACCCGGCGACCCCCUCCCCCUCGGCCGCAAGAAGCCGCGCUACAAGCCCGGCACCCUCGCCCUGCGCGAGAUCAAAAAGUACCAAAAAAGCACCGACCUGCUGCUAUUGAAGCUGCCAUUUUCGCGCCUCGUCCGCGAAAUCGCCCUCUCAAUGACGGCCACGGGCGAGCCCAUGCGCUGGCAAUCGCAAGCCAUCCAAGCGAUCCAGGAAGCCGCCGAGGCCUUCCUCGUCCACCUCUUCGAAGACACGAAUCUCUGCGCCAUCCACGCCAAGCGCGUCACUAUUAUGCAGAAGGAUAUUCAGCUUGCGAGGCGCAUUCGCGGCGCUUGGGGAGGAUUGGGUUGA
Molecule: messenger RNA, 474 nt
Organism: Aplosporella prunicola CBS 121167
Lineage: Eukaryota; Fungi; Ascomycota; Dothideomycetes; Botryosphaeriales; Aplosporellaceae
Exons: 3
Coding region: 1-474 (157 amino acids)
Cellular component (GO): nucleosome
Molecular function (GO): structural constituent of chromatin; protein heterodimerization activity; DNA binding
Source: RefSeq, a predicted model, not a curated record